AUGGGAGCGGUGUGGUGUGCGAAGCGCGAGGCGGCGCGGCGCAGUGCGGCGCUAUCGAGCGGGCCCACGGCGGGGCGCGGAGGGCGCGGGCGGGGGCGCGGGGCGGCUGGCUGCACGCGGCAGUGUGCGCUGAGCCCCCGGGAGCGCGGCAUGGGUGGCGCGCUGCUGCUAGGGCUGCUGGCGGCGGCGCGGGCUAGCGAGCCCAAUGCCACCGAACUCAGCCCCUCGCCGCCACCAGAAGAAGAGAAGACCCCGCUCUUCCCCAUCGACCUGUUCACGGACGACCAGCGGCGGUCGGGAGCCGUGCUGCUCCAUGUCAUCGGCAUGGGUUACAUGUUCGUGGCGCUGGCCAUCGUGUGCGACGAGUUCUUCGUGCCGGCGCUGGACGUGAUCAUAGAGCGGCUGGCCAUCCGGGAUGAUGUGGCCGGCGCCACGUUCAUGGCGGCGGGGGGCUCCGCGCCGGAGCUGUUCACCUCCAUCAUCGGCGUGUUCGUGUCGUUCGACGACGUGGGCAUCGGGACGAUCGUGGGCUCGGCCGUGUUUAACAUUUUGUUCGUGAUCGGUGCGUGUGCGCUGUUCUCUAGAACGACUUUGACACUAACUUGGUGGCCCCUGUUCCGAGACUGCUCCUUUUAUUCCGUCAGCCUUCUCGUGUUGAUAUAUUGUUUCCGGGACAGCGAGAUAUACUGGCAAGAAGCGCUGGUGCUGUUCUCGCUGUACGGGGCGUACGUGAUGUUCAUGAGGUGGAACCAGCCGGUGGAGCGAGCACUCAAGAAGCUCAUCUACAAGAACAAGGUGACGCGAGUGCGGAGUACUGAUCAGCUGAUGCCAACGGUGAGCUCGCCCGCACACACCCAAGCAUGCUAUGUUGCAGUUUGGCACAGAUUUGGCAAGCGUUCAAUUCUCUCCUAUGCCAAAAACCUUCGAUCAUUUCCUUCUCUAGACACAAAAGAUGUCGAUUACGACACACAUGUAAGCUUAAGAGUAGAUGUUUUAUUCAGAAAAUCGAAGAUAUCGAGGUAA
This is a messenger RNA of Spodoptera littoralis (African cotton leafworm), 1023 nucleotides long. NCBI's taxonomy places the organism in Eukaryota, Metazoa, Arthropoda, Insecta, Lepidoptera, Noctuidae. The record is from the annotation of a GenBank genome assembly.